Molecule: messenger RNA, 2430 nt
Organism: Jaminaea rosea
Lineage: Eukaryota; Fungi; Basidiomycota; Exobasidiomycetes; Microstromatales
Exons: 2
Coding region: 379-2346 (655 amino acids)
Source: RefSeq, a predicted model, not a curated record
CGGCACCACGUCCAAGAGACGGCCGUCCGUUCCCCUCCCUCCUCCGCCUAUCUCACUGUCCCCUCCCUCGCCUCGUCUUUCUCCUCGGUCGUCCUCCUUCAUCAUCAAUCAUCAACAUCGUCCCUGCUGCUCGUAGCGCGCGCUAUGCACUCGUCGGUCUCGACGGGUCGUGAGCCGCCCUCAAUUCCAUUCUAUCCAAACGAUCCUUCAUCGUCUUCGUCGUUUUUGCCGCCCACGACUGGGGCAGCAGCAGACCCACAAGCGCAGUACACGGCGGGCCCAGCAGCAUCCGCGGGGAGCAGCAUCGCCGCCGCCGCCAACCCAGUUGUUGUAUCUGGGUCCUCGUAUGCUUCGUCGGCGCGUACUUCCAGGAACAACAUGGCCGGCAAUCCUUUCCACCAUCAUCAUCACAUUCAUCAUCAGCACAACAAUUCGUCGUCUUCGUCUUCGUCGCACCACUUGUCCGCAGGCAUCGAGGGCUAUCAUCAUCAGCAGCCGCAAGGAUCCAUUGCGGGCCCCUCUUCGUCCGCCUCGAUGCCGCCGCCUCAUUUCCAACCUCGAGGUCAUGACAGUGGCAACGACGCUGUGGUUGACGCCGUCGAGAGAGUGGGCAAAGACCUUGGAGCUCAACUCUCCUCACUCUCGGUCCAACUCAGCUCUCUCGUCUCUCUGAUGUCGCAACUCGUCGACGGUCGCGGCGCAGAAGCUAAACGCCGCCGCUUCGACUCACCUCCUGCUCACCACAAUCAGCAACAACAGCCUCCUCACUCGGCGGAUGGAGCUUGGCACGAUCCUCAGCAUGCCGGACCGGCCCACUUCCGCCGCGACUCCAACCAUCCCUUCGCUUUUGAUCCCGCCGCUGACGAAGCUCAGCAGCAGCAGCAGCAGCAGCGUGGCGUAUACGAUGUUGACAACAAUGAUGCUAUGCAUCAGCAGUAUCCUCAGCCACCCGCCACGGCAGAUGGCAGCGUCAUCGGCGAUGCUAGUGCCGCAAAUGGCAUGACCUUCUAUCCGGCCGUACCGUCCAUCAACGGCAACGGGCAGCCUCCCAACGACGGCUCCGGCGGAGGCAAUGGUGGCGCUCCAAUGGCGCAAGCCGAUUUCUACUCCACCAAUAUGCCCGGCAGCGUCGGCUUUGACGUCCCUCACGUCGAGUCCUCUCGCGCCCGUCCGGGCAGCUCCUACGGCAGUGGACGACCCUUCACCGCCGUCGACCACUCUCAACGGCCUACGAAUCCUAUUCCCAUGGCUCCUCCGCCUAUGCAGCAGCAGCAGCGAAUUCAUUUCGACAUGGGUCAGCAGCAAGGUCACGCUAACCAUGACAUGCACCGAGGCUCCAUCUACGACGGUAGCAGCGGGGCAAGCAUGCCAGGGCCCUUUGUCCCGCACGGUGGCCCUCACUCGCACCCCCCCUCUCUCUCCCACUCACACAGCGUGGAUGCCGUGCCGAUGCAGUCGCACUCGGGAGGCUCGCCCCCUCACAACUCUUUCACCGCACCCAGCGCCUCUGCCUCAUCAUCCUUGAAGAAGCGGCCCCGCUCCUCUGCCCCUACGCGAGUCUCUGCCCGGAGCAGCACAGCGAAGCGCAAUUCGAUCCCGGAAGAGGAAAGUGACGACGAAAUCGCGGGUAGCGAUGACGAAGGUAAUGCUGAUGCUAGCGCGUCGAUGAGCAUGAACUACCCCACCAGCAGUGGUCGCAACCUCUCACCUGGGGCGGGGAGCGUCACGGGCGUGAUGGGCGACUGGCAGAUGUGGGCCACCAAUCCUCCCAAACCACCCGAGGCCAAGCUGCGAAGCCUCGAAAAACCGAGGUGGCGAACCCUGCAGUCGGCGCGCUUGGACCUGCAACGAAAGACUGGCCGCACGAUGGCCAAAUUGGGCCGGUUGCCCCUGCGAGACUACCUCGAGGUCAACCAGACCGAGUAUCUCGCGGCGCGUAAAAGCGGCCGUUUAGCCUACCAAGAAUGGCUCGAACCACUCAAGCGCCUAGCUAAGCAGGACCAGGACAAGGUGAAAGCUUGCACGAACUUCAUUGAAUACACACACCCGAUGCUAGCGCAGUGCGAAGCCUCUUUCAAAGCGCGUCAGCUUCUCCAGCAGAUCAUCGACAAUGCGAUUGAUGAGGCCACGAAUGCCAAGAAGAAGGCGGAGAGUAGCGUAGUGGGCGGGGGACCUGAGAAGAGGAGCGCUUCGCCACCGAUCGGUGGUGCAAGUGGUGGCGGGGCGAGUGCGCUGAGUAUGGGUACUCGUUUCGCUAGUCCGAGAAACUUGACGAGGAGCGCUGCGGCGGCUCAUGGUGUCGGUGGGGCCGAGCAGCUCAAGCAGGCGCAGGCCAUGUCAUUCUAAUUUCUGGCGACAUCGAAGGACCAACUAUGUAUCCAUGCCACCUUGUAUGUAUAUCCGAUGAAAUGCUCAACAGCGUGACCGAGU